Molecule: messenger RNA, 1578 nt
Organism: Brugia malayi
Lineage: Eukaryota; Metazoa; Nematoda; Chromadorea; Rhabditida; Onchocercidae
Gene: Bma-lpd-7
Product: Pescadillo N-terminus family protein
Exons: 10
Coding region: 1-1578 (525 amino acids)
Biological process (GO): maturation of LSU-rRNA from tricistronic rRNA transcript (SSU-rRNA, 5.8S rRNA, LSU-rRNA); ribosome biogenesis
Cellular component (GO): nucleolus; PeBoW complex
Molecular function (GO): RNA binding
Source: RefSeq, a predicted model, not a curated record
AUGCACAUCAAAAAAAAAUUCGAAUCCGGAGCUGCUACCAAUUAUAUCACUCGGGGACGAGCGCUGAAAAAACUGCAGUUGUCAUUGAAGGAUUUUCGUCGCCUUUGCAUCUUAAAAGGAGUUUAUCCUCAUGAACCGUUGCAUAAAAAGAAAGUUAACAAGGGGUCAACAGAAAAUCGAGUGUACUAUUAUGCUAAAGACAUCAACUUUCUUGCUUCUGAACCAAUUAUUAGAAAAUUCCGGGAAUAUAAGAUAUUCUUGAGAAAGCUGACUACGGCAAAAGCGAAGCGAGAUGAAGAACGUAUCAAAACAUUAUACGAAAAUCGUCCUGAAUAUCAACUGGAUCAUAUUGUGAAAGAAAGAUAUCCGACGUUCGAAUCAGCGCUGCGGGAUCUGGAUGAUGCGUUAUGUUUGCUGUUUGCUUUUGCAGUUUUGCCUCAUACAAAAAUUAUUACUAGCUCCUUAGUGGCUUCAUCUCGAAGGCUAACAGCAGAAUUCAAUCAUUAUAUCAUCGAAUCGAAUUCGCUGAAUAAGGUUUUUGUUUCAAUUAAAGGGAUUUAUUAUGAAGCAGAAGUGAUGGGUGAACGAGUAACAUGGAUUGUAGGUCAUGAUAGAGGCAUGGGACAUGUGAGUGAGGUAGAUUUUUCCGUGAUGGCAACAUUUGCGGAAUUUUAUGUUACAAUGCUCGAAUUCGUCAACUUUCGACUUUAUCAGUCAGUUGGACUGUUUUAUCCGCCUAAACUUGCUUUUAAAUCGGACAAGCUUGAAGACGAUGAUCAAGCUGAAGAAGGAAGAGUAUAUAGUUUAGCGUGUCCACUGUCGAAAUUUGAAAAUUAUGAGGAACAAAUUGAUGCCAGUAUCGGUGAUGAAGUCGAUAAUGUACUCAACGAAAAGUUAUGCGAUGUCGAAAAGAGAAAACAGCUGUUUGCAAACUAUCGUUUUUGGUUAAAUCGUGAAGUCCCAAAGGAUGUUCUUGCAAUUAUUAUAAGAAGCUGUGGUGGCUUGGUUUCCUGGGAAAAUUGUCCAGCGGCACAGUAUUAUGAAAAUGAUGCUCAGAUUACCCACCAGAUAGUGGACAGACCACUACUUGACAGUCAUAAAAAUAUUAGCAGAUGUUACGUACAACCGCAGUGGGUUUUCGACAGUUUUAAUAGACGAAGUUGCCUUUCAAUAAAGAAGUAUCUUCCCGGUGCAAUACUGCCACCUCACUUGUCACCUUUUUCCAGUGAUUAUGACACUUAUGAAGAGCAGCUCAACCAGUUGAGGCUAUUAAGCAAAGCAUCGGCAAACGUGACCAACAGAAUGGAAACUGAGGCAGAAAACAAAGUGCAAGAAAGGAAAAAAAUUCAAAAAGAAAAGGAAGUACCAAUUAUAAACGUCAACAAAGGUCGAAUGCAUAAAGAAAAUUUGCAGAAGAAACUAAACGAAAAGGGACAUGAACUCAAACUACGUGAAAUGCUCAUACCGAAAAAGCGUAGACGAGUGUAUUCCAAAAUCAAGCGAGGAAUUAAACGUCGAGUUCACGAAGAGAAGAAAUUAAAUGAGAAAAGAUUGAAAAUGUUGAAAGCAGCGGAUUGA